Molecule: messenger RNA, 1769 nt
Organism: Cygnus atratus (black swan)
Lineage: Eukaryota; Metazoa; Chordata; Aves; Anseriformes; Anatidae
Product: B-cell differentiation antigen CD72-like
Exons: 8
Coding region: 1-1026 (341 amino acids)
Cellular component (GO): plasma membrane
Molecular function (GO): transmembrane signaling receptor activity
Source: RefSeq, a predicted model, not a curated record
AUGGCACAGAGCGUGCUCUACGCCGACCUGCGCUUCGCCAAGGGGCCAGGGGGCCGCGGCACGGCCAGCCAGGCGCUGGAGGCAGCCCUUGGCAUGGACGAGGCCGAGAGCCCCUACGAGAACAUGGCAUCGGGGCCGGCGCCCGCGGGGCCGGCUGGGGAAGGGGCCCUGGAAAGCCCAGGGCCCUGCUCCCGGCGGCGCUGCAUCUCUGCGGGGCUGCUGGUCACCUGCCUGCUGCUGCUGGUGGCUGCCGUGGUCCUGGGGGCCUGUUACUGGCAGGCGACCCGUGAGCUGCGGGACGCGUCCCGGGAGCAGGCGGCCGAGCGCGGCCGCUUCUCGCAGGAGGCGCGGGCGUGGGAGCAGAGCCUGGAGCAGGCGCGCCGGGAGCUGGCGCAGGCGCGCGCGGAGCUGCAGCGAGCGUGGCGAGAGGGCAACAGCAGCCUGCUGGAGCUGGGCAGGCAGGAGGCCGAGCUGGCGCGCGUCUCGGGGGCCCUGGCCGGCGCUGAGAGGGAGCUGCAGGACGUGCAGGGGAGGCUCAACACCAGCGAGAGCACCGUGACCCUGCUGCGCUCCUGCACGGCUAUAGACUGCUGCCCCUCGGGCUGGCUGCUCUACCGCGGCAAGUGCCUCUUCGUCUCGUCGGAGAAGAAGACGUGGGAUGACAGCAGAACGGAGUGUGAGAAUAAAUACUCUCAGCUCCUGAUCACCAAGUCCUGGAGUCGCUGGACAGUGCCGAGCUUCCUGAAGAACGCGGACACCGUGUACUGGAUCGGGCUGCAGAAGACCAGCUUCCCCUGGUAUGACUACGGCUGGCUGGAGGAAGGGGAGCCGGACAGCGACGGGAUCACGGACGCCUGGUUCUGGGUGGACGGCUCGCUUUACGACAGGCCGUGGCAGUCGAAGCUGAACGGGUCCUGUGCCGUAAUCAGCCGCGGGAACAUCAAGCCGGCGCCGUGCAAGGCUCCGGAUGACCUGCAUCUCUGGAUCUGCGAGAAGGCGGCGGGGCCGAGCUCCCCUUUCGGGUGAUGGGUGGUGGCUGCUGGCCACGAACCCGCACCCCUCUGCUUCAGCCCUGCUGCACCCCACGACGGAGCCUGCCCCAUGCGCAUCAGCCCCCUCCUGUGCUGCAGAGCCCUGCCCGACCCCAAACGAGGUGCUCGAGCGGGGCAGCACGUCCCCAAACGCCAGCCCCAUGCCCCCACGAGCGAGCCCCCGUGGCCAGCGCCGCCACCGUGCAGUAGCCCCAGCCCUGAGGCUGGAGCAGGGGAUAGCACGGCGGCACCUGCCUCCGCCACGGUGCCCACCCCACUUUUAGGAUGGCCGCAGCUUUCAGGCAGCCCAUGGAAAGCCACGGAGCCCAAGGAUGGAGCCAUCACCAGCACUGGCAUUUAGGAUUUUUCCUGCUAAUUAGGGAGUAGAGCAGUGACCUUUAGGAUCGCACCGUUUUGAUAGCAAAAGCAGCGCCAGCGCUCGCAGUGGAUGGACACGAGACAAGUCACCGGGGAUUUAAAUAGCUGCUACACGUGCAACAUGGCCCUGAUUUACGUUCAGCCUGGCAAGAGCAGAGGAAGUCAUGUUCAACCAGGCAAAGAUGCUCUGAGUUUAUUAUCGGGCCGUGCGUGCCAUUUAUAGCCAAUUAAUUGGUAUGUAAAUCACUCUGUUUGAAGAGCACAGGGCUGUUACAGGCGGGCGUUUUGGAGGUGCACGUGUCACUCCUCUGUCUUGUCCACUGGCUGAGCCCACUUUGUAGCAAAUAAAGAGCUUGUCUG